Molecule: messenger RNA, 1334 nt
Organism: Macrobrachium nipponense
Lineage: Eukaryota; Metazoa; Arthropoda; Malacostraca; Decapoda; Palaemonidae
Exons: 3
Coding region: 441-1334 (297 amino acids)
Source: RefSeq, a predicted model, not a curated record
GAAAAUAAGAAAGAAUUUCUAAAAGACAAACAAAGGAGGAAUAAAACAAGCAUGGGAGCCGCCGUUUCAAAGUAAUAUCCCUGCUACUACUACUACUACUACAGUGUCACGAUGACGACUGUCGCUGGUAAAGGUGAUCUCUCUGUAAAAUAUUGCCUCAAGCUGAAGGAAGUCUAAAAUCUAAAGGGAACAGCAAGUGUGCAGUGUAGGAAUUAUUCAGUUAAAAAUGGGAAACUUUUUAUAAAUUCUUAUCAGUAAACACUGACAACAAAUAUUGAACCACCAAAUCUGGGCCAAGUUAUAUAAGAACAACCUUUUACUUUAUGAGGAGCACGAACAUCGAAAUGUCUUGAAAGAAGAAAAGUGUUUUAGGAUAGUCAUGUAAAGGCAACAUCAGUAAUACUACAAAAAAAGGUGAGGUAUCUUAUGUCACAUUUCAGAUGGAUGGCUCACCAGAAAUGCCUCCAAAGGGUCAAGUAAUCCAUGAAGCAUCAAAGAUGGAAGCAUCACCAGAAAUUCAUCAAAAAGAAGGCCAAUUAUUGGAUAACCCUCUACAAAGGGAUGUGUCAUCAGGGACUCAUCAGCAAGAAAUCGGAGUUAUAUGUGAACUAGCAAAGGUAGAGGAAUCAUCAGAAACUCUUAAAAAAGAAUGCCAAGUAAUGCAUGAAUCACCACGGAUGGAGGCAGCAUCAGAAACAAUUCAUAAAGAGAACAAAGGAAUACAACAACUAUCAAAGAUAGAGGCAUGUGACACUUUUCAAAAAGAGGGGCAAGUAGCAUGCAAAACAUUAGAGAUGGAUACCUCAUCAGAUAUUCUUCAAAAAGGACAAGAAGUUCAUAUAUCACCAAAAGCAGAAUCAUCCAAAUCUAUUAAACAAGAAGAUCAAGUAUAUUAUGAAAUGCAACCAGAACUAACACUAGAAACAAAAAAACAAAAAUUGGAGUGUGAUAUGUUGAGUCCAGUGAAUGUGACAUGUUUAGUAGGUGAAAAAAUUUUAUCAAAGACAAAUACUCUUUCCUCAAAUUGUGAAACAUUAUUAGAUGACAGACCAGCAUUAUAUUCUCAGCAUUUAGAGACAAAAAAGCAUUUUGAAAUAGGAAAUGGUGAAUCUCUUGUAAAAAAUGAUAAUAAUAUACAAGAAAAGGAACAACAAGAAGGUUUUUCAUGUAACCAGGUUAAUUGUAAGGACCAGUCAGGCAAUAAAGGUAAAGAAGCUGUCACAGGCAAAGACUUUGGGAAUAAAAUUCAAGAAAAAGUGAAACAGAGCAGUUACCUAAAAAAAAGAAAGGUGGUGGUCAUGUUGGUGAAAAUUAUGAGCGAAUUAACUAUCUAG